This is a messenger RNA of Zophobas morio, 723 nucleotides long. RefSeq lists its product as uncharacterized. The record is from RefSeq and is a predicted model, not a curated record. NCBI's taxonomy places the organism in Eukaryota, Metazoa, Arthropoda, Insecta, Coleoptera, Tenebrionidae. The transcript has 8 exons. Bases 1 to 696 code for a protein of 231 amino acids.
AUGUCUAGUUCAUCUGGUAUCUCCAGAUUUUCUGGAGUGUUAUACGGCUUUAUUAUCUGUUUAUGGCUUCUUGCACUUAUUGGAGCAGCCUUAUUAUUUCACUUCCCGUUUGCUAGCUUUGAGGUUCCGCUGUUGGGAUUAUCAUCUUUAACUUAUUCGCAGGGUUUAUCUUUUUCAACUUUAACUUUUCAUCUAUGUCCUACAAUAAAGUAUCUAAAUACUGAGGAUCUCCAAGAAAUUCCACCCGUUCCUCGAAGUACUUCACAGAAUAUAAAAACUGAGGAUCAAGAAAAUCCACCCUUUCCUCGAAGUACUUCACAGCCGUCUUCGGGAGAGGACCAGACGCUUGAUAUUUUAUCUACUGUUUACACCUCCAAAAAAAUUUGCAUUGAUUAUAGAAAAGAUUUAAUACUUUUAUCCUUCUCUGUUGCCUUUUUAAGCCUCUGCGUUCUUCUAACGAGUUUGUCGUUGCUUCUACCUUUUUCGGCUUACUUUUCUCCUUUCUGCGGGCUAGUCGGACUCCUCAUAAGUAUUAUCUGUUUUGCUGAUGUUAAAAAAUUGGUUACUGCGCCAUGGCAGUUUCAAUAUUAUUUUUUAUGGCCUUUGAUAAUCGGCUUUAUUGCUUUCUUUUCCUCCAUACUGUAUGCAUUUAAUGUUCAUUCUAACAGAAAAGCCUCCGUUAACAGCGAAUUUUAAUAAAUUCCUACUACCUUUUUUGCGUUA